Cydia pomonella (codling moth) is the source of this 4455-nucleotide messenger RNA. RefSeq lists its product as uncharacterized. Gene Ontology annotation, molecular function: nucleic acid binding. The record is from RefSeq and is a predicted model, not a curated record. Lineage: Eukaryota; Metazoa; Arthropoda; Insecta; Lepidoptera; Tortricidae. The transcript has 2 exons. Gene Ontology annotation, biological process: DNA integration. The coding region runs from base 1 to 4455 and encodes 1484 amino acids.
AUGGCAGCUACCAACGCCAACUACUCGGUUGCAGUGGAUACUUUGAAGCAACGUUAUGGGUCAACUGACACUUUAAUAGACGCACAUUAUACAGCACUCAACCAACUUCAAAAGGCAGACCAUACUAGUACCAGCUGCCGGAGUGUUCUGGAUAGUGUUGAGCGAAAUCUCAGGGUGUUGGAGAAGCUCGGGGAACCAGUUGGAGGCAACCAUUUAAGAGCGCUGGUAUUAUCAAAGUUCCCAGAAAGGGUGAUCCAUGAGCACCACCUCAUAGGUGAAGGUACUGACUUGAAGGCCAUCAGAAAUAAUUUAGACCGCAUAAUCACGGCAAUGGAGAAGUCAGCAGCUACAGUAGUACCAACUCCAGAGACCAUUGCCGUGCCUGGUAGUAGCACAACUGAGGCACUGCAAGUCCGUACAGAGGAAGACCUGCUACUCAUAUUCACCUUCGGAGCUUCUGAACCUCGGGAGACAUCGACCCCCUCAACAACAGUCAACAUCCUGACGAAACGCAAUGUCACCAAGCAGUUUACGGUGAACGUCGUACCAAGAAUCACAGACAGAGUUCCGGUGACAUCCUUCAAGUAUCCUGGAGUCGAUAUUGUUGCUGAUGAUGAGACAGUUGGAGAGGUUGUAGAUGUACUCAUCGGAAAUGAUUUCUUUGGCGCUAUCCUCAGAGAAAGAAAGAUCCAGGUGUCGGAAGAUUUUUGGUUAUUGGAUACUGAUUUUGGAUGGGUGCCUACAGGGAAGCUUACAUCUGAAGAAAGAAGUGAGGCCCUCUCAGUGGUCACAUAUUGUCAGUGUCACACUCCUAGCUGUCCGUAUUUCAGUGAGCCAGAUCUGCCUUUAAGAAACAUAGAUGUAAGGUUCUUAUGGUCAUUAGAGAACCUAGGGAUCACAGACUCACCAAAGGCUACGAGACAAGAAGAAGCAGUUCGUCACUUCAAUGAGACUGUGCAAUAUCAGGAAGGCCGGUACUUAGUAAAAUGGCCCUGGAUUGAGUACCCACCAGAAUUGCCAUCAAAUUUUGGAUUGGCCUUAGGUCGAUUGAAGAGUAACGUGAAGAGACUGGACUUGCAGUUAAUUAAGGAGUACGACUCGAUCUUGAGGGAACAACUGGAUCUAGGAAUUAUAGAAGUCGUUACGAGAGGGUCAGAAUUGAACGGAGACCACCCAAUUCACUACCUCGCCCACCAUAUCGUGAAACAAGAUGGCGCCAAGGGGAGGAUAGUAUACGACGCUAGUGCCAAAAGUACUGGACAGAAAAGCCUCAAUGAGUGCCUUUACAGCGGACCUUCUAUGUUAGAAGACCUAACUGCAUUACUUUUGAAGUUCCGAACAAAGAAGUAUGGCAUACUGGCUGAUGUAGAGAAGGCGUUCCUACAAGUAGCACUUCAAGAGGAUGAUCGCGAUGUCACAAGGUUCCUCUGGUUAAAGGACACGACCAAGGAAGUGACGGAGGAUAACCUACUGUAUCUGAGGUUCUGCAGAGUACCUUUUGGAGUUGUUGCUAGUCCAUUCUUACUGACAGCAACGAUCCGACACUACAUAAGCCAGUCAAACAAGGCCUUGCUGAAACAAGUCGCUGACAAGUGCUAUGUGGAUAACCUAGUGACUGGAGCCGAUACCUUGCAGGAGGCUAAGCAGAUCUAUGACCAAGCAAGAACGGUGUUUGAACAACUGUCUAUGAAUAUGAGGGACUGGAUAUCAAACAAUCAGAGCUUCAUGGAUAUGAUACCAGAACAUCAUAGGUCAGUCAAACAUGGACUGGUCAAAGUGCUUGGACUUAUGUGGAAUGUCGAAGAAGAUACGCUGAAACUGAAUUUGACUGAGGACCACUUCAGCACAGAUCCUCCGAUAAACACAAAGAGAAAAGUUCUUCGGGCUCUAGCACGUGUGUAUGACCCCUGUGGCUUUGUAUGCCCACUCAUGUUGUCAAUGAAGCUGAUCUUCCAGGAUAUCUGUGAAAAGAAAUGUAAAUGGGAUACAGAACUACCUAUGGAGUUGACACAGUCUGUGAAAAUUGUCAUGGAAGGUCUGAAAUCCAUAGUGGACACAGAGGUGCCUAGGUACCUUGGUACAGAUGUCUCAAGGAGUGACCUUAAGUACCACUUGCACUGUUUCACAGAUGCUUCCAAAGACGCUUAUGCUGCCGUUAUCUACCUUAAAGUGAUUGAAGACGGACAAGGAAAAUCAGUCUCUCUGUUGAUGGCAAAAUCGCACGUGUCACAGACCAAAGACAAAGACGAAUUAAAAAUUCCUAAAUUGGAACUACUAGGAUUUCUGAUAGGAAGCAGACUCCUGAAAUACGUAAGGAACCAACUUGAUCUUGAUAUUGAGAAAGAAUAUUUGUGGUCAGAUAGUUUGGUUGUACUUAGUUGGAUGAGGUCAAACAAACUGCUUCCACCCUUUGUCGCCAACAGAGUGAACGAAAUCAAGCGUGACCACCCUAACACAGAGAUGUUCUACGUUCACACAAAAGCAAAUCCUGCUGAUAUUGCUACGCGUCCAGAACUGUUUGAAGAGAAAAGGCAACUUUGGUUUAACGGACCAGAGUUUCUCGUUAAUAAAGAAUCCUGCUGGCCCCAAAAUAGACUCUACGAGGCACAUCAGAACCUUCUGUCUGUUGGGGAGGUCCUGGGUGACAACCCAGGUGAGCUGACACACGAAGUAUCCAUUGGUGAGGUUGCAGACCAGAGUAAGACCCCCGAGCAAGGAAGUCCCAGUGAUCCCGUUGAACCAAUGGAAACCCAGGAUUCGAGCAUACCUACAGAGAGUGGUGAAUAUCCUACUGAUGGAAGCAUGGAACUCGACAAUCCUGCCGAUGAAGGAGGUAUCCAGCAGCAGACCAUUGUGGCCAAAAUAGUGUCCGAGAUAAAAGAUCUACAAAGGAAGCACUUCCAAGAAGAACUAAAUGGCAAAAGAACACAUUUAGCACGAAACUUAGAUCUCUUUGUUGAUGUAGACGGCUUUCUUAGGUGCCGUGGGCGUAUGGCGAACACCACCUGGAGCUAUGACAUGAAGUAUCCGAUACUACUACCAAAAAAUUCCGAGUUCACUGACAGAAUCAUAAAGGAGACGCAUGAGAGUAACUACCACGUCGGUGCUCCACACACACUGAGUAACAUCAGGGAACGGUAUUGGAUACCCCAAGGGAAAGCCCAGGUAAUGAAGGUGUUAAAGCGAUGUACCCAGUGUGUAAAACACGGCGGCGGUCCGUAUCGUUUACCAGCCACACCGGCGCUGCCUCCAGAACGAGUAAAUUAUAGCAGACCCUUCACUUUCACUGGUGUUGACUAUCUGGGACCGCUAUUUGUGAGUACCCAGACUGGUAAAGAGAAACGAUGGGUAGCCUUAUUCACGUGUUUGACAGUAAGAGCGAUACAUCUUGAAAUCGUGAAGGACCUUUCGGCAGAAGAAUGUCUCCUAGCCUUGCGACGAUUUAUAGCUGCUAGAAACAAGCCACAACGAAUGUACUCGGAUAAUGCGACUUGUUUUAAGUUAGUCGCUGAAAUGGUACAACAGCCAUACUGCAUUAAGAAUGACAUCCAGUGGAAAUUCAUAUGUCAACUAGCACCGUGGCAUGGAGGGUUUUACGAGCGGCUAGUGGCCUUGGUGAAGCAUUGCCUUAAAAGAACCCUAGAAAAACACCUUCUCAAUGAUACCAGACUACUGACAGUGAUAAAGGAAGUGGAAACAGUACUGAAUUCAAGACCACUGGCAAGAGUUGGUACAGAAGUGGAACAUGUCCUCUGCCCGGCAGAUUUCAUAAGCCUAGGACAAUGUUUGACCAUGAGACCAUCUGCCGUGGAUAUUCCGACUUGUAACACUGCUACGAAGAGCGACCUGUUUGAGAGCUGGAAGAGAGGAUGCAAUAUCCUAGAAGAAUUUAAGAGGAUGUUCGUCAAGCAGUAUCUUGCUAGCCUGAGAGAAAGGUACAACAACUCUCCCAAGCAGCCUAGAGUUAAAUCUCAUCGAUCACCACAAGUAGGCGACCUUGUACAGGUUAAAUCGGACCUCAAGAACAGAAACCUCUGGAAAGUGGGGAAGAUCCACGAGCUGAUCAGGGGAAGUGAUGGUGAAUGUAGAGUAGCGAGGGUCAAGGUUGACGAUUCUUCCUUGACACGUUCCAUUGGCCAUCUCUACCCGCUGGAGGUAGAUGACGAGACGCCUGUGGUAGAACCGGUAGCGGCAGACUCGACUGAGAUGCAAGAGGACAGCGGGGAGUUGGAGGCUCCAAACAGUUCAAAUCCUCAUACACCUGCACUUGAUGAACGGCCGGAUGUCGACGUGGAUACUCUGGCUGGAUGUGACAUGACCCGUAACAAUGAAGUCCCACCACCAGAGGAGCAGCCAGAAGAAAGAGGCGUUGGCAGAAUCAAGCGGAUCGCAGCCAUUCGCGCCAGGGAUAAAAUCCUGGAGUGGACGCGACACCUGCUUGCCUUGCUACAGUAA